Messenger RNA from Desarmillaria tabescens, 633 nucleotides. RefSeq lists its product as uncharacterized. The transcript has a single exon. The record is from RefSeq and is a predicted model, not a curated record. Bases 197 to 439 code for a protein of 80 amino acids. Lineage: Eukaryota; Fungi; Basidiomycota; Agaricomycetes; Agaricales; Physalacriaceae.
GACUUUCCCUUCUUCUGCUUGGCGUGGAUCGUAGAAUCCGUGGUAAGAGCAUUUUGAAAGCGUCUUGGGUUGGCGUUAUCUCUGCGAACGCGCGGUGCGUGUUGUGGAUCGACUGCUAACCAUCUUCGUCCUUCCUGGAUGAUAGUAAUUUAUCUACUUAAAUUAGUCAAAAACUCACCAUCUUCCGCCAUAUGUUAUGGUGUCCGAGGAGAUGUUCGGUUCUCGAUGGACCAGUUUAUUUAUUUAUUUAAUACCUUCCUUUGUGCUUGCUAUAGAUACUUACUCCAUUGAUUCUCAUAUAGCGGCCCACACUGAUCGUGUUCGCACGGCUAAGUAUAACAGUUUCCCACGCAGGCAAUCAACGUUUCAACGGCCAAUGACAAGCCCUAACGUUACCUCAAAUAUACGGCAAAAGGCUCACAAAGUCCAUCAUAUGUGACGAUACACCGAUAUUCGCAAUGAGCAGCGUGCUGCGAAGCCUAAAAACACGUUUUCCAGACGCCGCUGGGCGUGUUUUUGCCUUCGAUAUGCAAGCGUAAGAUAUGACUUGAACGUCACAGAUGACCGACAUGUGUGUGUAGUGAACUGAAGGGUCCUUUGAGCGCAGCCUCCAUGUGUAUGCGGAAAUGUGUU